Molecule: messenger RNA, 255 nt
Organism: Ostertagia ostertagi
Lineage: Eukaryota; Metazoa; Nematoda; Chromadorea; Rhabditida; Trichostrongylidae
Source: the annotation of a GenBank genome assembly
AUGGUUUUAUACAAGUCUCGGAAGUUCAGCAGUUGUACAGUUCGUCGUCUUCCCAGCGCAGGAUCCGUGCUGAAAGGAAAACACAUGGGUUCUAGUGUGUUCUCGAGCGAGCGGGAGCGUGAAGAUCUCGCACACGUCCUAACACUAAGUCAGCACGUGCCCUUGACUGAAAAAGUGGAAACAAAAAAGAAGUCUUUGUGCCGACGCGGUUGCUACGCGGAACAGCGCUUUCUGUGUGCGGCGAUGAACCCCUAG